AACCUUUCUUGCGUCGUAACCUUCACCUUCACGGUUUACUACACUCUCCCGACUAGUCCUACGACUACUUGUCUAUAAUCUUGCCUUAACGACCCACUACUAGACUUAUUAGAUAUGCCUUACUCUCAGGGUGACGCUGGCAAGGGUGCCUCUUUGUUCAAGACCCGAUGCGCUCAGUGCCAUACCGUCGAGGCUGGUGGACCCCAUAAGGUCGGCCCCAACCUUCACGGCGUGUUCGGUCGUAAGACUGGUCAGGCCGAGGGCUUCUCGUACACGGCCGCCAACGUGAACAAGGGUAUUACAUGGGAUGAGAACACGCUCUUCGAGUACCUCGAGAACCCCAAGAAGUACAUCCCUGGCACGAAGAUGGCGUUCGCUGGUCUGAAAAAGGAGAAGGAUCGCAAUGACCUCAUCACCUACCUCAAGGAGGCGACGGCAUAAAAGUAUCCUUACACAGUCUAUACACCACGCGUAUUACCGGACUACUAGCAUAUUCUCAUCGGUCCUAGUACAUGUAGACGACCUUUGGCAUUGUACAUAGUACUUUUCCCAACUCAUACCAUAUCAUUAUUGAGAUCCAGCGAAUUUCUGCUAGGCUCGAUACCAGCCACUCCGCAAUUCAAGCUCCGCUCGUAAUACUCG
Molecule: messenger RNA, 642 nt
Organism: Gloeophyllum trabeum ATCC 11539
Lineage: Eukaryota; Fungi; Basidiomycota; Agaricomycetes; Gloeophyllales; Gloeophyllaceae
Product: cytochrome c C1
Exons: 5
Coding region: 115-441 (108 amino acids)
Biological process (GO): mitochondrial electron transport, cytochrome c to oxygen; mitochondrial electron transport, ubiquinol to cytochrome c
Cellular component (GO): mitochondrial intermembrane space
Molecular function (GO): heme binding; electron transfer activity
Source: RefSeq, a predicted model, not a curated record